CAUGCCACCGGAGUAUGUGAACAGUUGCUUGAUAUCAAAGAAGUUUGACGUAUUCAGUUUGGGCGUCAUAAUUAUAAAAAUACUUGCUGGAAAUAAUGGCUAUGACAAUUGUUCUGAAAUGUCCCCUGAAGAGUUUAUUGAGCUUGUAACUGAAAACUGGACGAAAAGGUUGCGGGCAUUGAUGAGCUAUUCAUUCCAGGAGGACAUCCUACGAGUGAGGACUUGUGUUGAGAUUGCAUUAAGGUGUGUCGCCUUGGACCGAAACAAAAGGCCUACCGUGACAGAUAUUGUUCAUGAACUGGAGGCACUGGAAGCCAAUAUCACAAUAAUGUCAUACACAAUUGUGCAGACAGGAUCAAGGCCACACCAAGUGUCGUUACAACAUUGAAAGAUAUCACAGACAACUUCUCAGAGGACCGAAUACUUGGUAGUGGUGGUUUUGGUGUGGUAUACAAGGGACUGCUACAAAACGGGGAAGUGGUUGCAGUGAAGAAGCUUGUGCAGUUAACACCGAAAUCACAGAAGCAAUUUGAGAAUGAGGCUGAUCUUCUUAUAACACUGAAGCACGCAAAUGUAGUGCGGUUGUUGGACUACUGCUAUGAUACACAACCUCUGCUUGUUCCAGAACGUUUGCUUUGCUUGGAAUAUAUGCCUAACGGAAGUCUUUACAAGUAUAUUACAGUUGCAGAUGCGCCUUCUGCCCUUGAUUGGCAGACACGUUGCAAAAUAAUUGAGGGAAUUUCCUUUGGUCUACGGUACCUUCACGAGGGAUCUAAUGUUCCAAUUAUUCACCUAGACCUAAAACCAGCGAACAUAUUGCUUGAUGAAGAUUUUGUACCAAAAAUUACAGACUUCGGUCUUUCAAGACUGUUUGAUCCACAACAAACUAUUGACACUGCAGCUGCUACUGGAACAUUAGGUUACAUGUCACCAGAAUACCAGCUACGAGGUAAAAUCACACCAAUGGCAGACAUAUUCAGUUUGGGUGUGAUAAUCAUGGAGAUAAUAACAGGGCAUAGGGACUACCCAUAUGAUAUUAGAAAGUCUUCCAAAGACUUCAUCAAACAGGAAAUGCAAAAAUGGAGAAAUAAGCUGCAAAAAGAACCAGGAUAUACACUAGAAAUAGACUGCCAACAAAUCGAAAGAUACAUUCAAAUAGGUCUAAUCUGCGUGAAUAAUGACCGGUCAAAAAGGCCUACGAUGAAGAAAAUUAUAGAUAUGCUUCAAGGGGUGGAAAGUAUGAAUUGUUACAUUCGCAACGAGCUAUCAAUCGACGACAUCCAGGAGGAGCUGUAGAUUACAAUCAAAAGAGGUUGUCAACAAUAUCCACUGCUUCUGUCUUCCUGGGCUUUGGAUCUCCGUAUGUACUUUCUCCUCGCGAGUGGCGUUUAUGCUCGACUACCACUACAUGCAAGCAUUUUCACUUGUUUGGUUUCCAGUCCUAGUUGUAGCCAGUGUAUGUCACAUAUGUGGACGUGUGUUCUUCGCUUGAAGAUAAAUAUGCAGCACGAUGGCCAUAGUUUCCACAAAAGGAUGAGAGACAUCCAAGCCUUUGGAAGUUUGUAUAACUUUGUAUGCAAACAUUGACAACAGUACUGCUAUUUGCGGCUCCAGGUGUUGCACACAACAGCGGUUAAAUGAAGGGCUGUUGUUGUGCCUUUUCAGCUUUGCCAACUGUGUCAGAUGAUCUGGUAUGACUUUUGUAAAGAUUAUUUACUUAAGAUUAGCAAUUGAUGGCAAUACUACGUACCAGAUCUAUCCUCCUACGUUCUUUAAAACUCAAACUG
This is a messenger RNA of Triticum urartu, 1787 nucleotides long. Its product is annotated as cysteine-rich receptor-like protein kinase 43. NCBI's taxonomy places the organism in Eukaryota, Viridiplantae, Streptophyta, Magnoliopsida, Poales, Poaceae. Gene Ontology annotation, molecular function: protein kinase activity; ATP binding. Gene Ontology annotation, biological process: protein phosphorylation. The record is from RefSeq and is a predicted model, not a curated record.